AUGGAGUCAAAAUCAUUUAACUCCGUAGAUGACGAAAAGCUAAUCGAAUGUGUCCGAAAUUAUACUGUUUUGUACAAAUUAAGCGACAAAAAUUAUAAGGAUAAUUCCGUCAAAGAGAACGCCUGGAAAGUAAUUUCACACUUCGUAGGAAAAAAUGUAAACGACUGCAAAACACGUUGGCGUACAGUAAGAGAUUCGUACAAAAAAAAUAUGAAAAAACGUAAAUUAGGUACUGGUUCAGCAGCUCCGACAAAAUCAAAAUAUAACGAUGAUGUAUUAAGUUUCUUAAACAACAUUGAAGAUGAAAGAAGAACUAAGUCGAACAUUGACUACAAUGAAAACUUAAACUAUUCAGAGGUUAUGGAAAAUGAAAGUUUUAAUCAAACUGCGGAGUCAGAAGAAAAUUGUUUUUCUAAUAAUUCUGGUCAAGUUUCAUUAGAAACAGAUAAUUCGAUAGUCGAUCAACCACUGGAAAAUGAAAUACGUGAUAGUUUGACAGACAUAUUUCGAAAACCGUAA
This is a messenger RNA of Acyrthosiphon pisum (pea aphid), 519 nucleotides long. RefSeq lists its product as uncharacterized. The transcript is spliced from 4 exons. Gene Ontology annotation, biological process: regulation of transcription by RNA polymerase II. Gene Ontology annotation, cellular component: nucleus; transcription regulator complex. NCBI's taxonomy places the organism in Eukaryota, Metazoa, Arthropoda, Insecta, Hemiptera, Aphididae. The record is from RefSeq and is a predicted model, not a curated record. The coding region runs from base 1 to 519 and encodes 172 amino acids.